AAUGAUGUGUUGUGCUUUUAUUCUCUGUUUUAAACACCCGUUUGUAGUGCACACGUGGGUGCUAGCAGCAGGGCUAACACCAGUUGUUUAGGUCGGUGCUCGACAGAGUGGAGCUUGAGGUUAUACUCAUUCCGCUUUUCAAACGGCAGCGUCAAAAAUGCAGACAAACUGGAUUUCACGUUGUAUAAAAACGCAGAUGAGAGUAACCCCAGGAAAAAGAGCAGACGGAUAAUGGCUGCUGAAUCAGACAGACUGUCCUAUGUUGGAAAUAAUUUUGGAGCAGGGUCCUUGAAAUGCAACAAUCUUUGCAAAUAUUAUGUAGGAGUGUUGAACAGGGACACCAUGCAAAUGGAGGUGCACAGAGCGCAGCUCUUCAACAUGCAGCCUGUGAUACCAGGAGAGGCGACAGUUGCUGAAAAACCACAGGACGCUACUCAGACCUACAGAGACAAGGUUGACUCUUUGAUUGAAGCAUUUGGCACCAACAAGCAGAAGAGAGCUCUGGGCUCCCGCAGGCUGAAUCAGGUGGGCAGCGAUACUCUGCAUAAAGCAGUGGCUAAGGCUGCCAACACUGUGAUUGACCAGAAGGGUCUAGAAGCUCUACAACAGGAAGUGGCUGACACAGAGGCCCAGGGAGAACUGGCUCUCCACCUGCCUCCCUGCAACGCCGCCGCUGACAAACCUGAGGACGUCUACCAGUUUGAUGAUCUCCUGAGUCCAGCAGAAUUUGAGGCUUUGGAGCAGGCUGGUGCCAAGCUGGCUGCCCUCUCGUCCGAGGAGCUGCAGAAGAUGAGAGAUGACGGAGGGUGCUUGUGUGUUUUGAAACAUCUGGAGAACAUGCCGUCUGCAGAUGAAGCUAGAGAUAAAACAACACGCUGUGCCUUUUACCUUUCUAUGCUCCUCAAACUGGCACGACAGAAGAGCAUCAGCCGCAAGUUUGGGCAGGAGGAAGGCUGUCCUCGGAUGAUUCAGAACAAACUGCUCAGAACAUUUUCUGUGGAGACUUUCAACAAUGGCAGGGUGCAGAACAUGGUGUCAUCAUCAAUGCGUGCUAAAUUAGCAGCUCACUGCCUGGCUCUGCUGCUGCAUAUGAGUCACAUGACCGCUGACCUCACAUUACUGCACCGUGACCUGGGAGUCACCGAGGCCAGGAUGAUUGAAGUGGCAAAGUCAAUGGGACUGACUCUAUCCAAACAGCCCCGGGGGAAGGCUAACGAGGCUGAGUCGGUAGACACAAACAGACAAGCCUCUGUAGUUCUACCUCUGGUCAAAUAUGAUCAGUUCAUGGAGAGACGGAAACGCAAGAAAAUGCACUGAAGACCAAGAUAAGAAUUGGAUAGAAGGAGGACUAUAAGCAUUGGAAAUGUCACAAACAAGAAGCGUUUAUUAAUGUAUUUUGUAGACCAAUAAAGUGGUGAACUUCUGAGUUGUA
This is a messenger RNA of Centropristis striata (black sea bass), 1432 nucleotides long. It is a transcript of the gene polr1e, whose product is annotated as RNA polymerase I subunit E. Bases 232 to 1317 code for a protein of 361 amino acids. The record is from RefSeq and is a predicted model, not a curated record. The transcript is spliced from 11 exons. Gene Ontology annotation, cellular component: RNA polymerase I complex. Gene Ontology annotation, molecular function: DNA binding. Gene Ontology annotation, biological process: RNA polymerase I preinitiation complex assembly; transcription elongation by RNA polymerase I; nucleolar large rRNA transcription by RNA polymerase I. Lineage: Eukaryota; Metazoa; Chordata; Actinopteri; Perciformes; Serranidae.